ACGGUGGCAUGAGGAUUAUGCAUGCAAAUCUUUAACCAUUUUCAACUGACUUAUUUCUGGGACAAAUGCCUUCUUUAUGCUUUGUUGAAUGGUAAUGCAUACAAGUACAACAAGCAAGCAUUCUUUUUAUCUCUCUUGAUUUAUUUGCCGCCAUCAACCUCAUUCCCGCCGCCACAACAGAUUGGAAGAAGAUUGUCAAAAGGUAAUUUCUUCACCGGAACGAACACCAUCCAACUCUGCUUAAUUCGCAUUUCUGGUUCAGUGGCAAGUAUAUCGGUUACUCAUACGACUUUUCCAUCAUAAAGGAACGGAUGAGCGAUUGAAAGGUCCGUACAGUCGAUUCUUAUCGGGCGUACGCUCAAGACUUUGACAUCACCACACAUACAACACAUAGUCAUCAUGACACAACCUAUGCAAGAAGAAGGAGUGUCUUCCCUUCGUGAUUCGAGAUGGAGCAGAACGCGGGAAGAAAGUAAUAUUCCAAGUGAACCAUCCACACCAGCAGCAUCUCACUUUCAAAGCGAUUCCAGAGAAGCAUCUCGAUCUCGUGCUGCCAGUACAUCCGUUUCUCAACCUUCUACUCUCAACAUCGAUGCAGAAGAUGAAGACGUAAAGAUUGCCAUCAUGGCACUUGGUGCGAUGAAACAUCUCGAUGGAAAAUCUCGUUCACGCAGUCGAUCCGCCGAUGGACAAGCAAUUCGUGAAGGAGGCGCAAAGCAUUCAUCCUCAUCCAGAUCCGUUAGCUCAACUGCAAUCUCAUCUCCAUCGUCAUCAACACUGACGACCGAUCAAAUGUCAACUCUGGCAUCAUCAUCUGCCUCUACAUCCUCUUCGACUCCGGCAACAUUGGCCGAUCUGCCUGCCGAUUUUCAAUUCCCUGCAAUCGUUUAUGAUGAAAGCGGAAAUGAAGUCCGAGUCGAACGUGAGGAUAUGGCCGAUGCCGAUUUCCUCAAACGGGUAAGUCAUUUGCCAAUCGUUCGUGGUACUUUGCGAGCAUAUGAAUUGGGAAAACAACAUAGCCGUGUGAUGCGAUAUGGUGGUGGCUUGGUUGAAUCUUCCGUCAAGGCUAUCUCACAACCUGUCAUUGGCCGUAUCGGUGCACGUUUGGGCGAUCGUAGAGUGGAACAAUUGGAUGAUUUCGCAUGUAGACAAUUGGAUCGUAUUUAUCCUUAUGCUGCCGAAUCAGGUUUGACCAAAGAGGAAAAACAAGAGAUUAUGGCAGAAAUUGAUGAGAAAGAUCGAACGGAAUGGAAAGAUAUGUCGGAAGAAGAACGCAGUAAGCGCAAAAAGGCUUACAUUGCUCUACGAUCUGAGGAAAGUGAGCGUGCUCGUUUAUUGCAAGACAGUGCAUCUACCCAACAAGCCAAAGAAAAGAAUGGCGAACAGAAUGGCAGCAACAAUGGCAUCGCUGGCCUGUUAAGUCGAAGCGCAAGUUACCAGCAACAACAGCAACAAGCACACAGAGGAAGCUUUACCGCUCCCGAUGCGCAAAGACAAGCCCUCAUCCGUGCACACUCAGAUCAAGCAUCAUCUCGAAUGAAUGGCUCGUCAGGCUGGUCAUCCAUGUUGGUCGAAGCAGGUGUGACAGCAGGUGGUUUGAGUGCAGCAAUGAGCGAAGAAAGUAUGAAGAGCUUGAAGUAUUGCUUGCAAUGGUUACAGUAUGCUACCGCUCACAUCGAACAUCAAAUCACAGAUUUACGUGAUCUCAUCGUCAAGCUUAAUCAUGGUGAAUUGGAUUUAACUUCACCUGCUGCGCAAAAUUUGUCAAAUAUCAAAAGUGAUGUUGUUGAUACGAUUCGCAAUGUCGUUGACGUUGUUGGAAAGUACGCCGGAGGGGCUUUACCGGAACCUGCCCGUGCUUCUGUGAAAGCUUUCAUUUUGAGUUUACCUGCUCGUUGGGCAACUGUGAACCGUGCAUCUUCAGCCGUUGAUUCUCGUCAAGGCGCAUUUGGAAAUUCUCCGGCUUCGCCUUCUUUUUCUUCUGCUCAUAUGAGUCAAACGGGUAACGCUUCUUCACCUGGAAGAUCCAAUUCAAUCAAUACGGUUGCGAGACAACAAGCUGCUGCCACUGCAGUUGCCGCAAAUCGUGUGCUCACAUUGGCUGUAGAAUCACUGGAUAUCCUUCGUAGCGUUACUGUCGUCUUUGGAGAAAGUUUGGAUCGUGCUGAUUUAUGGGUGGAAAGGCUGCGUGUCUUGGGUUUGCAACGUAAACGUGCACAUGAACAAGCUGCUGCAGAAGAGGCUGCUGCUCGAAUUGAUGCUGGAAUGGGAGGUGCUCUGGCCCGAGGACCUUCUCAUUGGGAAUCAGCACGAGGAAUGCAUUAUUCCGGCAGUCAAUCCCCUGGUGCAGAGUCCAACAUGUCAAUAGGAACGACUGCUUCUUCAAAGAGAAGAAGGGUGAAGAGGCGUGGUACAUUGCGUCACAGUGCUUCACCCGGUCCAAAUGGAGAAGCAGAAGGAGAUUUGAGUGAUGAAGGUAGCUCGACUGAAACCGAGAAUGCCAAAUUAUCAGCUCCUUUAGGCAGAUCUCAAUCUGCACAAAAUCAUCCAGUUUCAGCAGUUUCGGGAGUUCAUCAUCAUUUCCAACAUCCUCAUGGACCUUCACUUUCACAAAGACGCGGCAAAGGCAAGAAUGGCCGUUACGGUAUCAGUCAAACACCGCCUUCGGGAAGCACUCCUUUACUGCAAGAAUUAACAUUACGUGAUCGUAGCGAAAGCGUUGGAAGUCAAAGUGCAAGCUUUGGUGGUGGCAAUAAAACUGGAUAAAAAAUGAAUCUUUCGUUUGUUUGUUUUUUUAAUCUCCCCCUUUUUUAAUCGUUCGGAUUUCGACUUUCUUGUGCAUAGUCAACUUUGUACUCCAACCUUUGUUCCUGGCUUCGUUCAAGUUUCAACACACGCACACACACACACAUACAUAUGUUCUCACUCUCAAUCUUGUACUUAUAUCUCUUGUUUUCAAUUCCUUCUCUUUAUGUACAUCAUUCGUACAUACCAUCAUCCUUUCUUUUACCAUUCGUCUAUUCUACUUCACUCAAGCAUAUGUAUUGUUGUUAAUAUGCGCGUACAUAAUGUGUUCUAGUAAUACAAUCGAUAUUGGAUAAUGUACAUGUUGAAGUGUGUGAGUCAUUGUCAUCGUAUUAUGCACCAAUCAGGUGUGUGUUUACGAUCUGGUCGUAUUUGGGAGAUGGGGAACAUGUCGAUGAACUGUAAAGAGAUGUAAGUGGAUAAUUGGACGCUUCUCAUGUACCCUGUGGCUCCU
Meira miltonrushii is the source of this 3259-nucleotide messenger RNA. RefSeq names its product Opi1-domain-containing protein. The record is from RefSeq and is a predicted model, not a curated record. Gene Ontology annotation, biological process: phospholipid biosynthetic process; regulation of transcription by RNA polymerase II; endoplasmic reticulum unfolded protein response. The transcript has a single exon. Gene Ontology annotation, molecular function: transcription corepressor activity. The coding region runs from base 400 to 2766 and encodes 788 amino acids. Lineage: Eukaryota; Fungi; Basidiomycota; Exobasidiomycetes; Exobasidiales; Brachybasidiaceae. Gene Ontology annotation, cellular component: nucleus; endoplasmic reticulum.